Molecule: messenger RNA, 6475 nt
Organism: Epinephelus lanceolatus (giant grouper)
Lineage: Eukaryota; Metazoa; Chordata; Actinopteri; Perciformes; Serranidae
Gene: kcnab1a
Product: potassium voltage-gated channel subfamily A regulatory beta subunit 1a
Biological process (GO): transmembrane transport; regulation of potassium ion transmembrane transport; potassium ion transport
Cellular component (GO): juxtaparanode region of axon; membrane; voltage-gated potassium channel complex
Molecular function (GO): transmembrane transporter binding; potassium channel regulator activity; voltage-gated potassium channel activity
Source: RefSeq, a predicted model, not a curated record
UAAUGUCAGCAAAUAUGUUUCUGACUUGCUCGCACUGUAGUUUUUGCAUAAUGUAUGUAUGUAUGUAUGUAUGUGUGCACAAAAUAUGACUGCUCUUAAUCCAAUUCACCAGUUACAGUGUAGAUGUUAUCUUUCAACAUAAAGUGAAUUUUAAAGCAAAGAGCUAGCAGCAGGAUUUUAUCAGCUGAGGGACAACAGAGGCAACAGAUGUUACUCGUGUGCUGGUCCAGAAAAAAAGUGAAAAAGAGGGAAAGAAAGAAGAAGGGAAUCCCACAGAGAGAAUGGUGUGCAAAGUGCAGAGGGAAUAAAGGGUGUCAUGGAAAUUAUUGCGAAGGAAGAAAGGAAAGCUUCAAAGGUGGGUGACAGGUGAGAAAAGAGAAUGAGAGGGUGAGUGAGACAGGUAGAGUGGGAGCUAAAGAGAGACAGAGAGUGGGAGUGAGAGAGAGAGAGCGUGUUGCGCUACAUGCCUCUAAGUUCCCUGAAGGUGCGCUGUCGGAGAAGUAGCUGCCCUGCUGAGUAAAACAAAAACAACAGGAAGAGGGAAAAAGAGUGGAGCCUCCAAAAAUAGGAUAGAGACCAAAUAUCAGAGAGUGAAGGGAGACGCAGAAGGGGAGAGGAGUGAAAGAGGGGGAAACUGGGGCACAAGCACAUUAGUGACACGCAUCAACAUCGGCAGGCGGGAGCAAGAGAGCGCUGAGGAGAGCGAAGAAGAGGGAGGAGAUGAAGAGCAAGGAGAGGAGGAGGAGAACUGACAAGACGGGGGAAAAGUGCUGAUGGCAGAAGUGUGAUGGUGCACCCUAUCAGGACCUGAGAGUGACUCCCCCCCUUGUUUCCUUCUUCCUCUCCUGCCCUGUCUCCUUAUCCCUUCUCUGACCCUGUCCCCUCCUCCUUCACUCUCCUUUCCUCUCCUCUCUCUCUCUCUCUCUCUCUCUCUCUCUCUCUCACACACUCUCGCUGUCUCUCCCUCUCUUCCCACAGUCAGACCGGGGAGAGCGGAGCGCCUGGGUCGCAUCUCCGUCUCUCUCUUUCAUUUCUCUGCCAUCCCUCUGCACUCUCCCCAGCUCCUCUGUUUGUCAUUCUGCAGCUGAAACCCUGUAAGAAAAUUCCCAGAGCUCGGCAUCAGAGGAAGGACACGGGAGCAGGAGAGACCGCGGCGGGGGAAUAAUUUGGGGAUCCCUCAAAGAACUGAGGAGUCUUUUGUUCUUUUCAUGCUUUUGAUGAUUGACCUGUUCUGCUGCCUGUCGUCUACAAGGAAAGACUUUAAAUGGAAGACUUGAUGUGAGAGUAGAAAACAGAGCAAAAGCUUCUGCAGCAUUAUUUUGCCUCACAGAACAAAGUGAUGCAAAUGGAGACACAGCGUUUGGAAGUGAGCACCUGAAGACUUAAUCUCCAAGAAAAGAACUGCGAAAGAAAGAGACAGGAGAAGCUAAACACAGACUUUGAAUAAAAGAGGACGAGAAUCAAGAAAAAAAGAACGCUCUUUGAGACUUCAGGCUACCCUGCCGGUCUCUGUCUCCUCUCCUUCUGUCCCAUCUGUACCUUCCUCUGCGUCUCGGGCUCUGCUCCCGCCACUGAAGCUCAGCCAUGCAGGUGUCCAUCGCCUGCACGGACCACAACCUGAAGAGGGGGAAUGGGGACCACAGCAAGCAGAGCGCCACCAGCCCCAACGUGGUCAACCAAGCCCGGGCCAAGUUCCGCACCGUGGCCAUCAUCGCUCGCAGCUUCGGCUCCUUCACGCCACGCCACAUUUCACUCAAGGAGUCCACGGGGAAACACACGGGCAUGAAGUACAGGAACCUUGGGAAGUCAGGACUGAGAGUAUCUUGCUUAGGACUUGGUACAUGGGUGACAUUUGGGGGACAGAUAACAGACGAGGUUGCAGAGCAGCUAAUGACUAUUGCCUACGAGAGUGGAGUCAAUCUGUUCGACACAGCUGAGGUCUACGCAGGCGGCAGGGCGGAAGUCAUUCUAGGAACCAUCAUCAAGAAGAAAUGCUGGAGGCGAUCCAGCUUGGUCAUCACAACUAAACUCUACUGGGGAGGAAAAGCAGAGACAGAGAGAGGGCUGUCCAGGAAACACAUUAUUGAAGGUCUUAAAGGCUCUCUACAGAGGAUGCAGUUGGAGUAUGUAGAUGUAGUUUUUGCCAACCGCCCUGACAGCAAUACUCCCAUGGAGGAGAUUGUUCGGGCCAUGACCUAUGUGAUCAACCAAGGCAUGGCGAUGUACUGGGGGACAUCUCGGUGGACGGCCAUGGAGAUUAUGGAGGCGUAUUCGGUGGCAAGACAGUUUAAUCUGAUCCCUCCAGUGUGUGAGCAGGCGGAGUAUCAUCUCUUCCAGAGGGAGAAAGUAGAAGUGCAACUUCCUGAACUUUACCACAAGAUAGGAGUUGGGGCGAUGACGUGGUCACCGCUGGCAUGAGGCAUCAUCACAGGGAAAUAUGAAAAUGGCAUUCCUGAAUCUUCCAGGGCCUCCAUGAAGUCGUAUCAGUGGUUAAAGGAGAAAAUAGUAAGUGAGGAUGGAAGGAAGCAGCAAGCCAAGCUGAAGGAGCUCAACCACAUUGCCGAGAAGCUGGGCUGCACUCUGCCUCAACUGGCUGUGGCGUGGUGUUUAAGAAACGAAGGAGUGAGCUCAGUUCUUCUGGGAACAUCCAACCCUGAACAGCUCACUGAGAACCUCGGGGCCAUACAGGUCCUUCCUAAGAUGACGUCUCAUGUCGUGUCUGAAAUCGACCACAUCCUGGGAAACAGGCCGUACAGUAAGAAGGACUACCGCUCUUAGGCCAGGCUGGUGGACUACCGAAAGGUCAGCCUACCUACUCACCUACCAACUAAACUACACUGCUACCAUGGGCCCACCGUUCAAUGUUUAAGUCCAUGGUUCUCUCCUUGGGCCCCACUCAGCUCCAGCGAACUUCAGCCUGGAACAGACAGUCUUGCUAAGCCCAGCAUUGUCCUGCUCAGAUCAGCUCUACCAAGUUCAUCUCAGGUCCAAUCCAGCUCAGCCAAGAGACGCUCAACAAACUCAGCUUUUUGCAGCCUUAAACACAACUUAGUCCAUCUAAGUGAAUCAAAACUUUGUGCCCCCAACCAAGGUGGUAACUCUAUCAGCGCUGGUCCAUUCAAAUAUAACUAUGCAGAGCUUAGUCCUACCCAUAGAGCACUAUGUCUCAGUUCAACUCCAUCAGGGGCCUCAUCAGGAAAUUAAAUUCAUUGAAUUGAUUUUUCCCCUCACUUCUAUAACAUGGCAAGAACAAUGAUACACAUACAGACACCCUUACAGUUGGAAUUUAAAAAAUACAGCAUGAAAAGCACUGCAGGAGUAUUACAAGUCAAAGUGCCUUGCUCAAGGGCACUUUGAUUGCUGAGCGAAACGGUUGUUACUUAUUCGCUUUUCCUACCUACAUCCUCCCGAUGACUCAGACCCUCAGGUCUCAAGCCUUUCCUCUUUAAUGUCCAGACUUCCACUCACAGGUAAUUUAAUUUGAGCACAAAAUUCAAACUGAGCACAUAUUUUAUUCAUGAGAAUCGCUGUACCACUAGCUGAAUACAUCAAUACAAGGACCUCAGACUUAUAAAUUAGACGUACCUUAGGAAGCAGACAUGACGAAGCUUUAGUUGCAUGAACACCCCCGGUCAGUUAGUCAGCGCUUUCAUUCAAUUGCUAUGCAGUGCAGCGAACAAAAUGGCCAGGUGAGCUCAAUACCCUCACCUCUCGUGUCAAGGGUACACGCUCAAGUCGUCGGAUAAAGUGUCUUUUCCAAUGAAAAGUGAGGUUUGAUAAAGAUCAUAUAUACUUCUCUGGAAAAAAAAGAAGCUUUACAAACAAGACCUCAACGAACCAAUUCCUUAUUAGCUUGAAUUCGCUUCAGACUACCUACCAAAUGUACUCAGCCCUGUAUUACGUAUAGCACAGAAUAGUAUUCAGUAGAUAUUAUAGGCUGCAAAUCCUGAGUGUAUUAACCAACAGGUGCAUGUUUCUCCUGCUAUAGUGUGCCUCUCUUUACUUUUCUACAAAGCACAUAAUGAAACAACAGAAAGGAGUCCUGCAAGCUAGUCUCCUGUCCGUGACCGCCUGUGAAGCAAAGGAUUGUGGAUCAAUAGUGUCAGUGGGAUGGGGCUCUGUUGGGGGAGAGAGUGAAGCAUGUUGCCCUCAUGUGGUCUUUUACAGGAACUGCUCCUCUGCUUCAGUAGAUUAUAGAAGAGAGAAAUAAUGCUUUGCAAAAAGCGGACUAAUUUUCUCUCUGUUUGCAUUCAUUAUGGAGACAUUUGACUCCAUUUCUGCCUGUGAACUGAACCUUCGUUCCCGAUUGCCUCGAUGAAUCUUGCAGUAAAGGACUUAAGCAUAUAACAAAUCUGCGUGAUGAAGGAUGACGAACCUCCUGGCUGGUAAUGGUUAUUAUUACAGCAAAAAUUGCUUGUUAAUGGCACAAGAAGGCAAAGAGGCAAGGUGGGAUGUGGCAAAGAUUACAGUAUAGUACAUUAUUUAUUCUAGAGUAGUAGAUAUAAAUUUAUUUUGACAUUUUGAGAUAUUGUUUGGAGAAUUAUGGGGAUGUACAUAAAAUGUUAAGGCAUACCUUGUAACAUAAGCAAAACCAUGAAGAAGCCUCUCAUGCGUAUGAGGACUUCACAGUACUGUAUGGCUAAUAUAUAAAUAAGAUGUAAAUAGAGUUAUUUUAUUGCUCCUCUGCAGAGUCACUGCAUUAGUCGCAGUGUUCGAGUCACUCUUCAUCCCAUCAUCCUCACAGAAAACAUUUCUGGCUCCUGAAGGACAUUUCAUAUAAGUGUUAUAAAUAUUUAUAAGGAGUAAGAGUCAAUUUUCUUUGUUGCAUCGUGAAGUCAGAUUAGGAAAUCUGUAUUAAUAAUGGCAUUAUUUAAAGACGGAGCUUCUGUAAGUAAUGAGCUUCUGUUUAAACUUAAGCACUGACCUUGAGUCAUUAUCUCUGAGCAGGUGGCUCAGCUCUCACUGUUCACUUCACCUUCAUGCGUUGUUGUUCUGGUUCUUUUUCAUCUGGAAAACAAGCCAUCACAGAGAUCAGCAGAAAUGUUGGCCCGGUUCCAGUCAAGUCACUGUCUUGUACUCGGUGUACAUUUGUUGACUUGUAGCACAAACACCCUCCAGAUUUUAAUCAAAGCAAAGUUCAGCACAUGUACACUCCUGCCAGAAAUUCUGUCACACAUAUUGGAGCGACGCAUCAGUACACAGUGUUUGGCUCAUGGUUUAUUUUGAGAGGUCUGGCCUUGGAUGAUGAAUAGACUUUCUUAUAACUAUUUGCAUCGACUUGGUGUUACAUACAGAGAAGUGUGACCUGACCUCCAGUUUGUCAUCACUGAGAUGCAAAAGCCAAGCAAUUUACUAACAAAAUAAAACAUCCAGAAACCCAAUUUUUCCUUUGCUCUUUUCCCCUAAAACCCCUGGUGGCAAAAUGUGUAAUGUGUACUAACAUGUACUUGUAGUUUGACUGCAAGUCAACGAGCUGCCUGCCAGUUUAAGUCAGUGACUAUUUUGGACCGCGGCGUGCCAGUGUGUGUCGAGACUUCUCCACCCGAUAGAGUGCCUUGUCUUGAGUCCCUCUACAGGAAAAAAUAAUCAGGGAUGUCUUUCAUUACGAGUUGUUAAAUGGUGUUCGGAUGCUGUCCUGCAAAGUGAGAAUUCAACAAUGUGUAUGCAUUUUCUUUUAGUAUUAGAUUCCCUAAUCUAUAGUGUGUUUUACCUGUUCCCUGAGAGGACAGAAAACUUUGCGGUCAAACCCUCACUAGUGUUUGUGUAGAGGUAACCUUCAGAAAUCCGACUCAAAAUUAAGUAUACAAUUCCUAGAAUGUGAGGUAAAUGUGAUCGUCUUUAAUACGGUUUUACCGAUGCAGCAGGAAUCAGUAGCUUCUCCUUCUACCAACCGUUUGCCUCAUGAUGCACCUGUUUGUUUUCAGAAGAGUCUUUACCAGUUCAACAGAAGGAAACAAGCAAUACAUUAUUUCCUAUGGAGAUCAAUGAAUGGAAUUUAAUGUAUUGAUACUUAGAUAAUUUAGGGAAACUGGCCUAAAUAUGACAGCAUUGCCUGGAUGAAAAGUAACAGCCAUCUUCAACAAGUUCACACUCUGGGAAACAGGUCUGAAGGCCAAAGUGGAAUAAACUAUUAACAGUUAAGCUGUGGCUAAAUUCUAAACACUAACAUAUUCAGAUAACAUAAGUCGUCCUGCAAUGUUACACAUAAUCUUUAAUCCAAGAUUUCCUGCUCUGAUAUAAAGCCAGCCUCGAUCAGUUCUCAUAAACGUGUUGACUGAUCUAUUCUACAGAUGUUGUUUUCUACGACCUGUGUCUACAUUUGUGGAUGGAAAAGACUUGACAUUGAGUUUAGUUCUUUUUUUUGUCUGGUUACGGUGACAUACAAUCCAUCAGUGUAUCAUUUCUCUCCUGAACAGUGGUUUCUCUGUAUAUAGUCGAUAUGAAAGUGUGAUUAUAAAUAAAAGCAUUGCCAAUG